AUGAAUGUUGAAGAAUAUAGACAUCAAGUUGGAGGACACUGCAAACUAAUAAAACCAAAAGAUUCAUCAAAGGUAUACAAACCAUUAAUAGAAAAUGAAUAUAUUUUUUAUAAAAAGUUAACAAAUUUCGGUUCUUCAUCAACUGAAUCAGGACCUUUACAUCUUUUAAAAAAAUUCAUACCGAAAUUUUAUGGCGUAACCGAAAUUUUGGUUGAAUCAUGUUCUGAUGAUGAAGAAAAGCAAAAUGAUUCAUCCAAUCAUAUAAAAGGAAAAGAUGAGAAGAAGAAGAAAAAAAAAAGUAGAUAUAAAAAAUAUAUCAAAAUGGAUAAACGCGAAAAGGAAAAUUUUGUAAACACUGAUGAAAGGUACUUUGUUCGAGAACAGAAAUAUUCUGAACAAAUACGAAUGAGGGCAAAUAUUUCAAACGUAGAUAUACAUGAGAACACACAGAAAAAUAUGUCAAGUGGUGAAUUAAAAGAACAUAAAGUGAAUCAUAUGAAAAUUGUUGAUAAACAUAAUGAGUCAAAUAUAUAUGGAGAUGAAUAUGGAAGUAAGAAUAAUGAAAUGAAUAAAAAUAAUAAUGAAAUAAAUAAAAAUAAUGAUGAAAUAAAUAAAAAUAAUGAUGAGAAUGUGAAAAAACGAUAUAACGAAACUAACAUAAAUGCUACUCCAAAAAAAUUCAAAAGAAGAAAAGAAUGUGUUCCUCAUAUAAUUCUUGAAGAUUUAGUGUAUGGAUUUAAAAGACCAUGUGUAUUAGAUAUAAAAAUGGGAAAGAGACAAAGGAAGAUUGGAGCAUCAAUAGAAAAAAAGAAAAGACAAGUUGAAAAGAGUUUUAAGACAACUAGUCAUUCAUUAGGUUUUAGAUUAUGUGGAUGUCAACAUUACAAUAAAGUAAGUGAUACAUUAUUUUAUAAAGAUAAAUACUGGGGAAGGAACUUAAGUAAAGAACAUAUUCCAUGGGCAAUUCGAAAUUGGUUUUGGAAUGGUUCAUUAUUAUACGAAGAAUUAAUACCCUUAUUAUUAGAAAAGUUACAUAGCUUUUUUAAUUGUAUAGUUGAAUUGAGACAUUAUCGUUUUUGGUCUUCUUCUUUAUUAUGGGUUUUUGAUGGUGGAUUAAGUGAUAAAAAAGCUCGAUCUAAUUCUUUAGAUAUUAGAAUGAUUGAUUUUGCUAAUACUAUAUAUUUACAAGAUAAUCCAUCAGCUGAUGAAGAAUAUAUUUUUGGUUUAAGAAAUUUAAUAGAAUCCAUUCAGAUUUUAAAUAAUUCUAUACAUAAUAUUUAUUUCUUACCAUAUGAAAUUACUACUUGUUUUUAUUCAGAAAAUUAUAAUAUGAAAGAAAUUAAAGAUCGCAAGGUUUUGAAAAAAUCAAGAUCUGUUGUUUAUGAAGACAACAAAAAGAAGAAAAAAAAAACUGUUUAUAUUAAUAUGGAGUUUUUUAAAAAGGCAAAGGGCAAAUAUGUAAGUAAUAAUAAUAAACAAUUGGAUAAUAACAAACUUGUAAGUAAUAAUAAACACAUGAACAAUAAUAAACAUUUAAAUAUAAAAAAGUAUGAUACAAAAACGAAAUAUAUAUAUAAUUCUGAUUUAUUAAAUACAGAGUAUAUCAAUAAAUUUUUGUCACAAAAUGAAAAAGAAGAAAUCCAUAAAAAUAAAAAACAAAACAGAAAUAUCAAUAUAAAUAAAAUUAAAAAAAAAAAACAAAAAAAAUUAUAUAUAAAAUAUAAUAAAUACCAAAGCUUUUCUGACUAUGCAAUAAGAGAAGAUAUCUAUAGCUCUCCCUUAUUUUCUUUUACAAAUAAAUUACAUAAUAGUGUAUCAAAUAAUCCACAUAAUAUAAAGAAAACACGUAAUAUGAAUAAUUUCGGAAUUCAUUGUCUUCUUAAUAAUAAUUCUGUUAGUACAUCAAAGGUGGAAAACAAUGCAUAUAUUGAAGAAAUUUUUAAUAAAUAUAAAAAUUAUGAAUAUAAUGAUGUAUAUCAUAAAAAUAUUGGAUCUUCUCACCAGGAUAGAGAUCCUUUGGUAGAUACUCAUUUAUAUGAUGAAAAUAAUAAGAUAUUGUACAACACUUGUUUAAAAGAAAAAGAUAAUAUAUAUAAGGGUUUGGAAAAUACUAUAGAUAAAAGUAUGAAUAAUACAAUGAACAAUUUAUUUUAUAUUCAAAAUUAUAAUUAUGAUAAGGAAUAUAACAAUAAAAUAAAAACACAUCAUACAUCAAACGAUAGAAUAAAGAUAAAUAAUGAGGAAAUUUUGUAUGUGAACAAAAAUAUUUCAAGAAAUAAUAAUAUUUAUAUGAACAAUAACGAAAGAAAAAAAAAAAAUAUAUUAUUAAAAAAAUCGUACAAUAUGUCUAUGCAAAAUAAAAAUUUACCAUACCAGAUAGAUGAAUGUAAUAAAAACAGAACAAAAGACGGAAAGGUUAUUUAUAAUAUUAUUAAUGAUAAUUCUCCAACUUUUAUUGAUGAUAAAUACAAAGAAGAUAUUCUUGAAAAUAAAAUAUAUUUCAAUAAAGAAUCUUUGGAAAAUAUACAGGAAAAUCAAAAUUAUAUUUUAAAUGAUCAUACGGAUGUAUUAAAAUAUAUGAAUUAUAAUAUGGAUUACAAACGUUAUGAUAAAAAUAUAAAUAAUAAUAAUAAUAAUAUAUUAUCAACAUGUCAGAAUAAAAGAAAAACUGAAUCUAUUUUAGAUAAUAAUUUACAUACGAAAAGCGAUCAUGAAUAUGAUGAAAUAAUACAAGAAACCAUUAUUAAAACAUUAAAAAUAGCAUCCAAUUUUUAUCAACAAAUUAAAGAACAUAUUAAUAUGGAUCAACAAGUAAAGGAUAAAGAAAAAUUACCACAACCUUGUAGUGAUCAUGAUAAUAUUAAAGAUAAUGUACAACAAGGGGAAGACAAGAUAAAAAAAAAAGAAGAUUAUUUGUUGUCAUAUCAUAAUGUAGCUGAUGAUCACUUUAAUAAUAAUCAUUGUGAAGAUAAUAAAAAAGAUUUUUAUUUAUUUAAUUUUGAUGAAAGUCAAAAAAAAAAAAAAAAUUCUAUUGAAACAUAUAAAGGUAAUAUAAAUUUUCAAACGAAUAAUAAAGAUGAUAAUAUAAAAAUAAAAGAAAAAAAAAAAAAUUAUAAAAAAGAAAUAAGUAAUUAUUAUUUCGAAAAGGGAGAAAUGGAAAAUAUUAUCAACGUUUUUCCUAACGAGGAAGAAAAUCUCAUACAUGAAAAAAAAAAUAAAGACAUACAAGUAUUAAAAACAGAUAAUAUAAAUGUUAACAUUGUAGAAAAAUAUAAUAUCAACAAUAUUAAAAUAAAAAAAAAUUUUAAUAUGUUAAAAAGGAAUAUAAACUUAAAAGUUUUAAUAAAUCAAAUGAUUAAAAUGGAAAUUGAAAAAAGGACAUUAGAAAAAAAACAAUUGUUAUUCAAAAAUAAACAAACAAACAAACGAAUUAAUACACAUACAAAUAAACAAAUAUAUAAAGAAAUAAAUACACCUACGAAUAAACCAACAAGUAAAAAAUUUUUUUUUAAAAUAACAAAUAAUGAAAUGACGGAUUUUUGUGAUAAUAAUGUAGAUAUUAUAGAGGUACAAAAUAAAAUAAAACAAAUGGAUAUAAAAGAAAAUAUGUUAAACAAAAUGAUAUAUAGAUCAGAAAAAGAUACUCUGUAUAAAAGUAGUAAAGAUAAUAUAUACGAACAAUUAAAUUAUAACUCAGAUACUAUAUUAAUACAUAAGGAUUUUAAAAAUUUUCAUUUAAAACUGAAUAAGAAAAAUAAUUAUAUUCAAGAUUGUAAUAUGAAUAAAAGAUGCAUGUCUUGUAAUCAUGAUAUCAUUUCAUCUUUGAAGAAUGACAAUAAAAUAAAAGAAAAGAAGGAAAAACAAAACAAAAAAAAAAUACGCCAGCUGUUUUUAAAAAAAUUAAGUAUGUUAUCAAAUAUGAAAAGUAAUAAGAAAAAAUAUCAUGACAAUGUUUAUUAUAAUGGUGAUCCUGACAAUAGUAAUGAAGAAAAAAAUGGUGAAUAUAUUAAUAAAUAUAUUGAUAAAAAUUAUAAUGAGUAUGAUAAUAAAUAUAAUAUUCCACAUAAUGAUACAUAUGAUGAUAAGCUUGUUAAUACAAUUAAUAAUAUUCCUUUUCGUUUUAGUAAAUAUUAUUUAAAAGAAAAAAAGAAGAAAAAAAAAUAUUUAAAAUGUAAUCAAUUAAAUAUGCUACCAUUACAUAAGAAGAAAUCUAUAUAUAAAAACGAAUAUCCAGAAAAUAAUGAAGAAUUUAAUAUAUUCAAUAUGAAUUAUGAAAAGAAUAUUUAUACAUUUAAUAAUAUAAAAUAUUCAAAUGAAAAUUUAAAUUAUAUUAAUAAUAUAUAUGAAAAUAAUGAAUUCGAAACAUAUAAAAAUUUAAUACUACCAUUAACUGAAACAAAUGAAAAUUAUAAAUACUUACGUAGAUCUUUAUCAGAACCUAAUAUAUAUAAAUACAAUCGGUUUAUGGGUACACAAAAAGAUUCAUAUGUUAAUAAAAUUAAUUAUAAUAAUCUAAUCAAAAAUAGAUUGGAUAAAUUAACAAAAGUUCCUAUAUAUAAUCAAAUAUAUGGUUUUACCUCCAAUUCUAGUAAUACAUAUUCUUCAGAAAGUUCCCUUGAUAUGUAA
Plasmodium reichenowi is the source of this 4626-nucleotide messenger RNA. RefSeq names its product inositol polyphosphate kinase, putative. Gene Ontology annotation, molecular function: inositol hexakisphosphate kinase activity. Bases 1 to 4626 code for a protein of 1541 amino acids. The transcript has a single exon. Gene Ontology annotation, biological process: phosphatidylinositol phosphate biosynthetic process; inositol phosphate biosynthetic process. The record is from RefSeq and is a predicted model, not a curated record. Gene Ontology annotation, cellular component: nucleus; cytoplasm. NCBI's taxonomy places the organism in Eukaryota, Apicomplexa, Aconoidasida, Haemosporida, Plasmodiidae.